UGCGUAACAAAACUAAUGGAUCGUAUGUUUGCAGGGAAGAAACAAGUGCAAAGGACGGACAAAAAGCUGGAAAACGUUUUUGUCGGCAAAUUCAUCUCGGAAGAGACGAAAGAAAACCGUCCCGUGGCUAGCAAAGAGCCAGAUUGCACGAGAAAAGCACAUCAAAGCGUUCUUCUGAGUCCACCUUGUCUGAAAAGGGCCAUAUCGCCUCUAAGCGACGCUUCCAGUAUGCUCAUUCAAGACGGAAAUGACACGGACGUCAGUUGCGUAGCCAAGGCGCACAAAGACGCCUCAAAUGAAACGCAGCCUGAGCUGCGCGAAACCAAGGUCGCCAAUCAACCGUGGCAAAAGGAAGUGACACCGCAUGCAAACGUGGCCCAGGCGGACGAGCGCAAACUUCCAACACCCAAACCUCGAAGUCGGAAUCCUCGCAAAGGGAAAAAGGUGGAGAGUAACGCUUCGCAAAACAGGAAGGUCACAGACUUCUUCCCAAUCAGGAGGAGUAACAGGAAAACUCAAGCAGAGUUGAAGAAUGAAGAGCACAAACACUUGGAUGACCUGAUCAAGAACGGCAUCGAAGAAGGAAUGCAGGUGAGGGUGAUCGAAGGCAAAGGCCGCGGCGUGUUCGCCGAGCGACUCUUCAAAAAGGGCGACUUUGUGGUGGAGUACCACGGCGACUUGCUGGAGCUGGCCGCCAUCGAUGCUACGAGCGAGACGAGCCGCCUGGGCCGCCUCCUCAACCACAGCAAGGCUGGCAACUGCCAGACCAAGCUGCAUGCCAUUGACGGCUCGCCUCACCUCAUCCUGGUGGCGUCCAGGGACAUCGAAGCGUCUGAAAACAAUGAACACGCAGGACGACCGCUCUGCAGCGUCGACGCUACGAGCGAGACGAGCCGCCUGGGCCGCCUCCUCAACCACAGCAAGGCUGGCAACUGCCAGACCAAGCUGCAUGCCAUUGACGGCUCGCCUCACCUCAUCCUGGUGGCGUCCAGGGACAUCGAAGCCGACGAGGAGCUGCUGUACGACUACGGCGACCGCAGCAAAGAGGCCAUCUCGGCUCACCCUUGGCUCAAGUAUUAAAACUAACAAAACAACUCCACUCGCCCCUUGCAAAACAAAAAAAAAAAAUUGUGACGCUUCAGUGUUUAAAAAGAUGCUAUGGAUGACUCGUCCUGACAAUUUUUUUUUUUAAAGGACGUACAAAAAAUGAUUUUAAACUAACUUGCAGUUUUUUUGCAAUUUUAAUCAUGCUCCUUGUACAUUUUUCCUGCUGUAGAAUAUUUUAUCUUGGAGUGAAUGUUACACAUUGUCUACUGUUGUGACAUUUGCCAGCUUUGUAAAUUAUGAGCCGCGCUGCGCCCGAUAAGACGCGAUGAGCUGAAAUGAAUUUCAGGAAUGAAUGCAUCAAAGUGACAUGAGGAGAUGAAUGUUUACUUUGUAGCUCAUUGGGGGGAUAAACCAAAUUUUCAACCGUCAAGAUAAACAUUCCAGGGUAUCGAAGUGCCAGCUUGUAAGGAAUUCAGUUUACAAAAGUGCGAAUUACAAAAUACUUUUCGGAUUACUUGAUCAUCAGUGAAAAUCACUGACUGGACGCUUCACCGGGUACACCUUGGAAGUGCAUCACAAGACUAAGCCAGCGUGGUUUGAGCUUCAUGUGUUUUUGAAAACUUCAGUUAAAGACAAUUUUUUUUUUUGUCUGCAUGUUAAUUCAUAUUACCGGUAACCUAAUGUGCACCUCCCCCCCCCCAAUUUAUCCUCCACUGAACUAAUGUCCAUUCUUGUAAACAGUCUUCAAUAAACCUAAUAUGCAUGUUUUUUUUUAAACAUUACUAUUUGGCGUCUAAAUGAAUUUAAUGUACAGUCUAAAUGAAAUGUGUUUUCUUUUACUGGAGACCAUUUUGUCAUCAAUGAACGUAAAUGUACAUUUUCACCAGUGUCCCAAUAAACCUAACUUCUGUGUUUUUGUGAACAUCUGAAA
Hippocampus comes (tiger tail seahorse) is the source of this 1978-nucleotide messenger RNA. RefSeq names its product N-lysine methyltransferase KMT5A-A-like. Gene Ontology annotation, biological process: regulation of transcription by RNA polymerase II; regulation of DNA damage response, signal transduction by p53 class mediator. The record is from RefSeq and is a predicted model, not a curated record. The coding region runs from base 16 to 1080 and encodes 354 amino acids. Gene Ontology annotation, molecular function: transcription regulator activity; histone H4K20 methyltransferase activity; protein binding. Lineage: Eukaryota; Metazoa; Chordata; Actinopteri; Syngnathiformes; Syngnathidae. Gene Ontology annotation, cellular component: polytene chromosome; nucleus. The transcript has 8 exons.